AUGUACCCGAUCCCAGCAGACGCGAGCGCGACGGUCCAGAGGCCGCCGGGACGACGUACAGCGCCACGAAUCCAGCCCUUUAAGCGCGUCGCCGACCCCGACUUCGUCCUCAGGACCUGCCUGACGCUCUCCUCCGCCUUCCGCCAAAUAUACGCAGGACACGCCCAAGACCUCAACUUCGAGAGUCUCUACAGGUGCACAUACAAUGUUUGUGUCGGCCAUGGCGACGAAGUGCUCUACACCCAGGUCGCGACCACCAUGGCGGCGGAGGUGGAGAAGCUUGCGGGGUCUCUCGAGAACACCGCAUCCGCGCCGGACGAUGAGUUCCUGCGGGAGCUGCUAGGCAGGUGGAAGAAGCACAGCAAUGCCGUCACAAUGAUCCGCGACGUCGUAAUGUACAUGGAGCGGACGUUCCUCGAGUUCAGACACAAGGCGCCCGUCUGUGAGCUCGGCCUCAGGGCGUGGCGCGACGGUAUGCUCCGCCCAGAUGGUGAGGUACUGGGACCUCACCAGGAUGCAUCGGCUACUCGGGCGCGUCCAGGGCGGCGUGCCAGCGAUGAGGGACUGCAUGAAUGCUCACUUCCAAGAAAUCAGGAACACAGCGGGCGACGACGAGCGGUUGCUGUCACGUGA
Messenger RNA from Lolium rigidum, 633 nucleotides. RefSeq names its product cullin-3B-like. Gene Ontology annotation, molecular function: ubiquitin protein ligase binding. NCBI's taxonomy places the organism in Eukaryota, Viridiplantae, Streptophyta, Magnoliopsida, Poales, Poaceae. Gene Ontology annotation, biological process: protein ubiquitination; ubiquitin-dependent protein catabolic process. The record is from RefSeq and is a predicted model, not a curated record. The transcript has 3 exons. Gene Ontology annotation, cellular component: cullin-RING ubiquitin ligase complex. Bases 1 to 633 code for a protein of 210 amino acids.